GGGCUGUAAGGGAAAAUCAUUUAAGAGGAUGGGGUGAGUGAGUACCCUUGAAUGGAUAUUUUGCAUGAAAUCAGUGUUGUGUCCAUGAAGCCUGGUCAGAGGCAGUGGCAGAGUACGAGUAAGAGAUGGUCCUGUGCAUAGAAGGCAGCACAAAGAAAAUGCACUUAUCCUCACGGAGUGCAGAAGAUCACUAACUUUCUUUCCGCACUACUGUGCAAUCUGUUUUACUCCAGAUACAGCACUUAGUCUAGCCUGAUAUUUCAAUCUAGACUGACCUCCUUUGCCUGUCUACAGGAUGAAGCACUGCCAUCAGCACCUUCAGAUGCCUGUGAGCAAAGUUGGGAUACAUCUUGCGUUUCUUAAGCUAUGUCGUCAAUGAUAACACAGCACCAUCGUGCGAAGGGCAGUGUCUGAAGUGGUGUGUAGCGGGACAUUAAAUAUGAACCAAUGAUGCAACGAUGGAAAGUUUUGUAAGCACUACCACCUCUGCUGCCUCAGGAUCACAUGCAAAGGAUAUUGUAGAGUGUAAGGAAACAUAAUUAAUUAGGUGAAAGUGGUAGCUUAUGAGAGAAAAGUUGCUGCGAGCCUUGGAGUGAGUGCCACGAAUCACACACGGAAAAGCAUUUCAGCUCAAAAAUGCAGGUAAAAAAGACAAAAGAGGACUAAGACAGACUAUCAAGUGCUGCAAAAUAAUUCCAUAAGUAGCUGCUUAUUUUGCAUUGAGUGAUUUUCCAACAAAGUAUUUGGCAGCCCAUUCUGAAAGUCAGACAGUUGGCCUAAAAAUGCUUUCUGUAGUUACACUGAAAGCACAAUUUUAUACUGUGACAGGUUAUUAUAAUGCCCUUUCUCUAAGACAGAGGUCGUCCCUACAGUAAAUCAUGGCAGCAGUGGAUAGUUUCCAAUUACUGUACAGACAAAUUGCCAGGACAUGUAACACCUACAUAGAAGCACUAGCUUUUGUGGGAGCAUGGUAUGUGACAAGGAAGACCAUCUGCCUCAUCUGUGAUUUCUACAACAUAGUCCGACUUCAUUUUAUCCCAAGGCUGGUAAGCAGAAGAGACCUGAUGAAACACUUCGGCAAAUGGGCCUUGGUGACUGGUGGAGCAGAUGGGAUUGGCAAGGCUUAUGCUGAGGAGUUGGCUAGCCAAGGCAUUAAUUUGAUUCUCAUUAGCCAUAACCGAAGCAAGCUGGAAUCUACAGCCACCGCCAUUUCAGACACGUUUAAUGUUGAAACCAUUGUAAUAGAAGCUGAUUUUACCAGAGGACGAGAAAUAUACCAGCCAAUCCGAGAAGCUCUAAAAGAUAAAGAAAUAGGCAUCCUGGUGAAUAGUGUUGAUGUGCCUUAUGAGCAUCCACGAUCUUUCUUAAGUAUAUCUGAGGACAAACUCUGGGAUCUCAUAAAUGUAAAUAUUGCUGCAACCAACAUGAUGAUCCAUAUUUUGUUACCCGGAAUGAUACAGAGAAAAAAAGGAGCUAUUGUUAACAUUUCAUCAGGGUCUUGCUGUAAGCCCAUACCACAGAUGGCUAUGUAUUCAAGCACUAAGAUGUAUUUGGAUCAUUUUAGUAGAGCUUUGCACUUUGAAUGUGCAUCUAAAGGAAUUUUUGUUCAAAGCUUGUUGCCAUUUCAUGUAAAAACCAACACACCCACACGCACUGAUGGAUUCUGCAUCAACACAUGGCUAGCACCAUCAGCGAAUGUUUACGCACAUCAUGCAAUUUCAACCCUUGGAGUAUCCCACAGGACGUCUGGUUACUGGAUGCAUUCUAUACAGUUUUUAUUUGCCCAGUACAUGCCUGAAUGGCUAUGGGUAUGGGGAGUAACUCUGAUGAACACCAGUUUGUGCAGAAAGGCAGCACAUGAAUCAUAACCCAAAGACAUGCUGGCAGGACAGCAAAUCAUAAGUGUGUGCAGAGCUAUCACCACCCUGUGUCAGCAGGAUUACAUAAUAUACAAUGUUGUUUGUGACUAUAAAAAUAUUUAUUUUGCGAAAAACUUGGUUAACUGGAAGAAACAUGGAUAACGUGAUAUCCUCAUAUCUAUAAAACUCCCAAAAUGGAAAUACUACCUACACCAGUAACCUCAUGGUAUUUUUGUUGCCACUCAUAAUUAACCUGUCCACACAAAUAGUUUAUCCAUACUCUGUGAGGAAACAUUCCAAGGAGUAUUCCUAAACAAAUAUUAAUUCAGUUGUCUAAGUCCCCAGAAUUUGAAUACCUCACCAUAAUUUUUUCAUUGAACAUCAGUAAUUAAAUACUCCAAAGAGAGUUUAAGCCACAGUUAACCAUUAAAAAUAUUGGAGGACUCAUUGUACUUCUUGUCUUCACCUGGUUAUCUGAUUUAAAAUCUAUAUUUUACAUUUGUUUGAAAAUCUGAAGAAUUUACAUAAUCAGGUAUACAUGCUGCUUCUGAAAAAAAAAUGAAUUUUCUAAUUAUAUAUUGUACAUCUCUACUGUAUGUUUAAAUAACUACCAUAUUUAUUAAACCUUAUGUAUUUACAUACAAAACAAAUUAGUUAUUAGGUUAGAAUGUGUUAGCUACACAUGGCUUAUUUGCUGAUUUCAUUUAUUGACUUACAAUGUUUGCCUACAGUCUGCUGUUUUUCUGGACAUCAAAAUGCAUAUAAAAUUCAGAUUUAGUCCAAAAUAUUUACUAAUUCUGUUCAUUAAUUGGGCAAGUUUCAAUAUUGAAGUACAGCUAGACAGUAUUCAUAGGUAUUGCAUGACUUUUGUAGUAUAGUGAAUAUUGAAUAUAAGCAUUUCAUGCUCUUUAGGUCACUUUUAUAGCAAAAAAAAUUUGGUUUGUUACAUUAUUGUAACCUAUUGAGUGAGAUAUGUCCUUCAACGCCCAUUUGAUCACAUCCAGCUGGAAUACUAGGCUUCUCAUACUACUUAUAGCAUUGUUGUAGGCAAAUAUUUGCUUGUGCUAAUUUAAGUUUUACCAAGUAGAAUUUCAGUGUUGCUUAAAAGUAGUGUGAGGUAAGAUGUUCUAAUUAUGGUGUAAGGUUUUAUGGUCCUUUUUUUUUCGUAUGAUCUGUAACUAUUAUUGAAGAAUGUCUGAUGUGGCCUUUAUAGCAAAUAACUGGAAUAUAUUAAAAUGUACUUUGAGUCAAAA
Molecule: messenger RNA, 3112 nt
Organism: Hemiscyllium ocellatum (epaulette shark)
Lineage: Eukaryota; Metazoa; Chordata; Chondrichthyes; Orectolobiformes; Hemiscylliidae
Gene: hsdl1
Product: hydroxysteroid dehydrogenase like 1
Exons: 5
Coding region: 879-1868 (329 amino acids)
Molecular function (GO): oxidoreductase activity
Source: RefSeq, a predicted model, not a curated record